AUAUCGUUCAGUCCACUCGCAGGAAACACAGCAUUAAGACGCAGCAUACAGACAUUAUUGACUUUAUCAUAGAUAAAUUAUUUUUAUUAUUCGCAACUUAAAAUUUUCUGAAAAAGUAUAAAUACGCGACUUUUAAUGUGACUGAUAGCAUUUUAUAAAAAAAAAAAUUGUGAAGAGGAAAGUCGAGCCCAUGCACAGAAACGGUUGAUACUAGAAAAUAUACUUUUAUAUUAAAAGUUUCAAUGUUGACCAGAGUUUUAAAAAUAGUUGUAAAAGAUUCCAAUCAAAAGUGAAAUUUCGUUUAAAAUAUUAUAUAAAACGUGCUAUUAAACGUGCCCCUAAAAAUGUUCGAUUUCCCGACGGAGAAUCCAAAAUAAAAGGAUUUGAGUUACUCGUAAAAUCGAAACGGUCUUUAAUAUAUGGAGACAAAUUUUAAUAAAAUGGACGCCUACGCUUUACCAACAUAUUUUCCCCUUGCAUAUUCUGAACUGCAGUUUCUAGCAUCCAGGCGAGCUGCUGCCGUUGCUGCCGCUGCAACAGUCUUACCAGUAUCCCCAUGCAUUAACCACGUACACACAACAGACGUUUCCAGCUCAGUUACAGUUCCAUCCAUGAUACAAACGGUUGAAGCUUCUGAUUCAAUUAAAACAGCAACGACUAUUCAACCACCCAUAUGUAAUGGAAACACUCUUCUUGCUAAUUCUACUGGCCACCAUCAGAAUCAUCAGGGCCAACACGUUCAUAGCUUAAAUGUUACUGGACAGCCUCAUGCACAUGAGUUUCAUCCAGCCUAUAGAAUCCCUGGAUAUAUGGAGCAAUUGUAUUCUCUUCAAAGAAAUGGUUCAACCACUUCAUUUCAUGAUCCUUAUGUUAACUGUGCGUCAGCUUUUCACCUUGCGGGACUGGGGUUGGGAUCAGGAGAUUUUUUGGGCACCCGAGGAAUGGGCUCACUGGGUGAUCUCCAUCAUGCGGCUGUAGCAGCAGCGGCUGCAGGAUCUCUAGCCAGCACUGAUUUUCACUUCAGCAUUGAUGGCAACAGGCGAUUAAGUAGUCCUCGGCCGCCCGGCGGAAGUAUUCGUGCAAGCAUCAGCAGAAAACGAGCGCUUUCCUCAUCGCCUUAUUCGGAUUCGUUUGACAUUAACUCAAUGAUUCGAUUUUCACCAAACUCCUUAGCCACAAUUAUGAAUGGCUCUCGAGGAAGCAGCGCGGCAAGUGGUUCAUAUGGUCAUAUUUCAGCUAGUGCUAUUAAUCCUAUAUCUCAUGCACAUUCAACAUUGGCACCACGUCUACAGCAUUUGUUACGUGCAAGUGCAGGUCUUUUAAAUCCGAUGAAUACACAACAAGCAGCUGCGGCCGGGUUUUCUAUAAGCCACGCUGCAAGCGCUGCAGCCUUAAGCCUCAACGACGUUCAUGGUAAUCUAAAUGAUUUACCAGGCCAAAUAACACCAUCUUCAACAGCAAGACUAGUAGCGGAUGAACAUAAAAUGGCAGCACUCUCGCAAAAGGACUUUAAUGACGGAAACCAGAGAAAUCGUCAGAGGAAAAGUACUGUCACUGAGCAGCCCUCAUCAACAUCAGGAAGCGUGGCCCAAGUAGAAGCGGACAGCGCAUCGUCACAUUUGUCUGAUCGCUGUUAUAACAACAUAGCAAGUACUACCAAAAGUAUUGUUGGUGAUGUGAAAACAAGCAGACGCUGUGAAGACUUUAUAAGUAGUGGAUCAGCUUCGACUCCAUUAAAUGAAUAUGAUUGUGCCAACGCUGAUACGACGGAUAUUAAAGAUGAACCUGGAGAUUUUAUAGAAACAAAUUGUCAUUGGCGAAGUUGUUGUAUUGAAUUUAAUACGCAAGAUGAGCUUGUUAAACAUAUCAAUAAUGACCAUAUCCAAACCAAUAAGAAGGCCUUUGUCUGUCGAUGGGAAAAUUGUACCCGUGGUGAAAAACCUUUCAAAGCGCAGUAUAUGCUAGUUGUGCAUAUGCGUCGUCAUACCGGCGAAAAGCCACAUAAAUGCACAUUUGAAGGCUGUUUUAAGGCAUAUUCACGCUUGGAAAACCUAAAAACACAUUUACGGUCACACACAGGUGAAAAACCCUAUAUGUGCGAGUAUCCGGGAUGCAGCAAGGCGUUUAGUAAUGCAAGCGAUCGUGCAAAGCAUCAAAAUCGUACUCACAGUAAUGAGAAACCGUACAUUUGUAAAGCUCCUGGUUGCACGAAACGUUACACCGACCCAAGUUCUUUGCGUAAACAUGUUAAAACAGUUCAUGGUGCUGAGUUUUAUGCUAAUAAAAAACACAAGGGAUUGCCCCUAAAUGAUGCGAACUCUCGCCUCCACCGAGACAGUGGCCAAGGUCGGCAUAAUCUUCAAGAGCAUAAUAUUGACUCUAGCCCUUGCAGCGAAGAACUUCAGGUGGGAAAACUUAUAGGCAUGUCUAGUCCCAGUAUUAAAUCUGAAUCUGAUGAAAGUUCACCACAUCAUCAGUUGUUAAGUGGAGUUCGAGCUUCAGACUGUUUUUUAACAUAUUCACAAGAUGGUGCCGCCGAACAUAUAACUUUAGAUGACGGCUGGGAUUGUGACGAUGACGUUGACGUGGCCGACUUACCAAUUGUCUUGCGUGCUAUGGUAAAUGUUGGCAGCGGAAAUUCGAUGGCCCCGACCAUUGGAGGGGGUGUUGUUGCGAGGCAGCGAUUUAGAAGUCGUUUGCAAACUAAAGGAAUAAACUCUAGUAUGGUUAUGCUUGGCAACAUCCCCGAAAGCAAUCGCACCAUUGGAAUAAGCGAACUUAACCAGCGUAUAACAGAACUUAAGAUGGAGCCUGGUACCGCUUGUGAUAUUACAGUUCCAUUGAAUACGGGGCUGGAAAGGAUUUCAGAAGACUUAUCACAAAAUCAAUCAAAUAUAACAUUAAAUAAGCAAAGCUUCUUUACCGCUUCCGGCUCUCUCCAAGGACAUUUUCGUCGCGAUAGCCAGAACUCCACUGCAAGUACAUAUUAUGGUAGCAUGCAAAGUCGCCGCAGUAGUCAAUCAUCUCAGGUGUCUUCUAUAUCUACAAUGCGUCCAGGCCCAUCGUACAACACAACCACAGCUUCCCUCUAUGAUCCAAUUUCCCCAGGAUGCUCUCGACGCUCUAGCCAAAUGUCUAAUGUAGUCAACUCCUACGCACUUACAUCAACAUCAGGAUUGACUGCAAUUAACAAGGACUUAAAUGCAAACAGCAGCCCAAAUGCUUCUAUUAAUAAACCGGGUCUUGGUGGUCAGUACUUUGGUUUUUACAAUAACAGUCUUCCUCCACCUCCAUCGUCUCAUUUAAUUGCCACCAAUUUGAAGCAUCUGCAGGACACAGACUCUAGGAGUUGUUAUCACAACACAACUGGCGGUCGAUUUUCCAUUCCCAAUUGUACGCCAUCUCUACAUUUAGACUACAAUGGACCGGCUGGAGAGCAGGAAAUUGAUAAAGAAAUCCCGAAUAACAUAUUACGACGUCAAUCUGAGCCAAUGCCAAACAUAAGUUUGGAUACACUAACAAAUGUUUCUCCUUUAAGUGGCCCACUGCAAAAUUUGCAGUUUCCCAUUGGAAAGGCUAGGAACGUGAAUAUAACAUCGUCUAGUAACGAGAAUACUUUAAGAAAGGGACCUUGCCAUGCUACAAUGAAGACUGAAAUGACAAUGACCAGCGAGCAGCAUCCAAAUGAGAGAAUAAAUUUGGAUGAAGUUGAAGAGCUUAUACUUCCCGAUGAGAUGCUUCAGUAUUUAAAUUUGGUGAAGGACGAUCAAAAUUAUAUGGAGAAAGAUGAUGUUGCUAUAAGGUCAACUGUACCUAAAACCAUAAAAUCAAACGAAAACCUAUUACUUUCAAAGUCAAAUUUAAAUCCAAUAAAAAAACAAAUUAUACUACCGACUUCGAAUUUUGAUGUAUCAAUAAAUUUACAACCAAAUACAUCGAACUUGCAAACGCAAGAAGAGCAUACAAUGACAACGAUUGGGGGUUUACCUAGCCAGAGGGAACAAAAUAUAGUGCCACACCAGCAUGAGAAAACGAAAUGCAGAAGCUUUCCCCAAGAGAUAGACAAAACUAUAAAUAUUGAUAUUGGUUUCAAGGAACAACCAUACCCAUCAUCAGCCUAUCAACCACAGAUAACUAAAUCAAAUCAAAAUGAAAUCAUUGACUCAUCAAUGACAAGCUUGCCCGAGCUAAAUCCAAUAUUUACAAAAAUAAACUCAGAAAAUGUUUCCAAACUACAUAGAGACCAAAAUAGCGAGAUUCAAUGCGGCAUAGUAAGUCAGUCUCAAAUGUCUCCUUCUAUAAACAUAAAUAACGAUGGAGAAACUUCCACCUUAAAGAAUCUACCCUUAACCUAUUCAAAAUUUUCUGGUCAGCCGAACACACAAACGACGGUUGGUGGGAGUAAUACGAGCUCAAUGGUGUCAGAUACAUACCAGCGCACUUUGGAAUACGUACAAAGUUGUCAGAACUGGGUGGAUACAAACAACUCAUCUGGCGAUCAAAUUCAAUCAAAUAAUACAUUGUGGUCUGAUGUUAGCAGUUCUACACAUCCGUAUGCCGGGACAAAUUUGGUAAUCAACGAUAUGACAACAUCCCUGACUUCUUUGUUGGAGGAGAAUAGAUAUCUUCAUAUGAUGCUGUAGAAAAAUCUAACAAAAGAAUUCUAUCUAUAUACAAAAGUCAGUCACAAUAUUAACCCUAUUUAUUUACCAACAGAAUUGCAAACCAUGUCAAAAUUUACAUAAUUUUUGUACUGCAAUUUUUAAAUUUCGGUCGAAAAUCUUAAUAAUAUAAAUGAUUUCGCCCGAACAUAAUUCAGAAUCACCAUACAAGAUGAUUUAUGCGCAAUAAAUAUGUCUUCCGAAUAAUCAUAAAUUCCUUAAAAUCCUUCUUUGUAAUUAAAUAUUUUAAUGAA
Molecule: messenger RNA, 4915 nt
Organism: Drosophila biarmipes
Lineage: Eukaryota; Metazoa; Arthropoda; Insecta; Diptera; Drosophilidae
Gene: ci
Product: transcriptional activator cubitus interruptus
Exons: 6
Coding region: 420-4643 (1407 amino acids)
Biological process (GO): regulation of transcription by RNA polymerase II
Cellular component (GO): nucleus
Molecular function (GO): DNA-binding transcription factor activity, RNA polymerase II-specific; RNA polymerase II cis-regulatory region sequence-specific DNA binding
Source: RefSeq, a predicted model, not a curated record